Messenger RNA from Solanum dulcamara, 724 nucleotides. RefSeq lists its product as uncharacterized. The coding region runs from base 79 to 594 and encodes 171 amino acids. The transcript is spliced from 2 exons. The record is from RefSeq and is a predicted model, not a curated record. NCBI's taxonomy places the organism in Eukaryota, Viridiplantae, Streptophyta, Magnoliopsida, Solanales, Solanaceae.
GGAAGUCUCCUUAGGGAAUCAGAAAAACCAUAGAGAGAGAGAGAGAGAGUGGCAGAGUUCACUCAAGGAGAAACAACAAUGAGUUUUCCAAGUGAGGAAUCUGAUAGUUCCACAAAUUCAGUUCAAGAUGAGCAGAUCAAGCUAGUUCAACUGAAAAUGCAAUUUCAUGGUACCAGAAAAGAGGAUCUUGAGACCAUUGAGUCCUAUGUGAAAAAAUUGAAAUCUUUAGCCAAUUCUCUAGCAGAAAUGGACAGUCCUAUCUCAGAUUCAGACAUGGUGUUGCAACUUCUUGCUGGUUUGCCUACUCAAUACUUGCCCCUCCAAAAAACAAUAUCAUCAAAGUGGCCUCUUCCCACUUUUGAAGAGGCUUGUUCCAUGGUGUACAUGCAAGAGGGCAUAUUAUUACAGGAUGAAGAGGAGCAAAGUAGAAAUGAUCCUCGUGGUGCUGGUGCAGAGCAGUCGUCUAGUUUUUAUAGCGCAGAGAAUUUUGAUGCUGCGGUAAAUGCACUUGGAUCACUGAGUGCUGUAGUUGGCGCAGUGAGUGUUGUGGGUUCGGCUGGCUGGAAAAUCUGGCAGGCACUAGCACGCAAGUAAUUGAAUUAAUCAAAAUACUCAAUGCAAGUGGAAUUAUGAGUAAUAUGGUACUAAUUAUGGAUAAGAGUUUUAUUGUCUCUUUUUAGAUAAUGUGUAUGCAUCAUGGUAUGUAAAAUCGAAUACGAACAAU